ACCACAAUCCCGGAAUCUCAUGUAACGUUGUUUCUGGAAAAGGCUGAACGCGUUUAGGCUCGCCAUGCCGAAGACCUCCUCCCCGCCCCCAUCGCAAGACAAUGGCUCUUCCGUCGCAGAUGGCUCUUCAAGAGCGAGUGCCCUGCUGUGGCAGGUCUGCGAAGCCCUGGUCAUCUUCAUUGCAUGUCUUUCGUUCUUCACCAUGUUCCUGUCAUGGUUUGUAACCCUGUCACUUGUUCACCCUAUCAUAUUUUCCUCUUCGGCUGCAGUGCAGACGACAUUCUGGAAUGGCUAUCGAGGCGAUGAGCCUCGGUGGAGAUAUACUGGACCAGACACUAGCCCUGAGUUCUGGUUCAGCGAGACACAAGGUGCUCUCGCAACGAUGCAAGCGACAUUUUGGAAUGGCACUUACUGGCCAAGUACAAUACAAUGGAUUGGCGCUCUGAUUGAUACCAUUGUGGCUUCGUCCGAGCGUACUUUCGUUGACGGCCUUCAGGUCUACGGAGAUGAGACGAAGGUCCAACUGGAGAGCGAUAUCCGCAAUUACUACUCACAGAUUCAAGCUUAUUACGAUAGUGAGGAUACUAUACAGAUAUUCGACGCAGCAUAUGACGAUGCACAAUGGGUCGUAAUGGAAUGGCUCGAAGUCAUCAGAUUCAUCAACCAGUACCAAGCAUACUCACAAUCCGGACUUGGGAUAGACGAUAUUUCGGCUUUUGCGCAUCGAGCACACAUCUUCUACAAUAUCGUUCAAGAUAAAUUCAAUACUUCGCAAUGCGAGGGGGGUCUGACCUGGAACCCGGCACUCGAGACUUACAAGAACGCAAUCACCAAUGAGCUGUUUGUGUCCAGCUCCAUUAUGAUGUACUUUUUCUUCCCAGGCGAUAGCGAUACCGAUCCUUACCCACAUCCCAAUUACACUGCUCAAACCAACAAAACGCUUCCUCCCUUGCAGCCAAUUUCAGCACACGAUCCGAUCUUUCUGAAGAAUGCGCAGGACGAAUGGGCGUGGUUCAAGACGCAUAAUUUCACGAAUGCACAAGGAUUAAUCGUCGACGGAUUUCAUAUUACGCCGAACCAGACCACUUGCGACGAACGAAACGAGAUGGUGUAUACCUACAACCAAGGAGUCAUGCUGACCGGUCUUCGUGGGCUAUGGGAGGCGACAGGACUUACCUCUUAUCUGGAUGAUGGCUACAGUCUAAUCGAAACAGUAAUCAAUGCCACAGGCUGGGAUGCGGAUGUCUCUGACCAAGCCAGUGAAUGGGCUGGUCUGGGUCGGAAUGGUAUACUUGAAGACUACUGCGACGCUCCUGCGAAUUGUUCUCAGGACAAUUUGAUCUUCAAGGGUGCUUAUUUCCAGCACUUUGACUACUUCUGCACAUCACUACCUACCGAUGUGCCUCUUGUUGAUGGCAUUAGUGUGUUGGCUUCGACUGAGCUUGCGCAGCACCACAGUGACCGAUGCGCAAGCUACUCGCCUUGGGUGCAACACAACGCGCAUGCUGCUCUGAGUACACGCGAUGGUACCAAAGUCAUGGGCGAAUGGUGGGGUGCGCCUUAUUUGAACAAAACCCAAGGAGCUGCACCAAAAUAUGCUGAGUCGAAGCCUGACGGAAGUAUCGAUAUUUGCAAUCAACCUCAAUUACUCGACACAUAUCCUUGGAAGUGCUCCGGCAGUGACUGUGCUCAUGCAAGCGCAUCUAAGCCUCGCCGCACAGUGUACCCGAGACAGGCAGCCGACAACAGGACGGUUGAGACUCAAGCCCAAGGUCUCGCGGUACUCCGAGCUGCGACGGAUCUGACGCUCAUCAAUGGCGGAAGCAGCAGGAAAGUCUAUACCUCGCCGGCAUGACGUGUCACAAGCGUCACACCCAAGGACUGCACACAGCGUCAAUGGAAACGCUUACAGCACCACGUGCGAGUCACAUCGCGACAUCGAAGGUAACAAGUGACAAGUCUCCGAUCGUUUCGCAAGACUUGUCUCACAACUUACUCGGCACACUUUGCACAAACAAACGCACUGCGCAAGGUUUUCCCGCUGGUUUCUGGUCUCUGACAGGCAUCUAGCUUCUACAACAAGUCCUGACUCGUGCUCGUGCUGAGAGGGUCUUCUUCAAAUCACCUCAGCCCACCCCCACCCCACCUUUUGGACGUGAGAGGCCGCACGCUGCACACAGCCCGUCAGCCCAGCUUCUGGAGCUAGAACGACGACACCGGUUCUGGACAAACGCCAACAUUGUUUAGCGCCGACGCCCUCUCAAACACGCGAAGCGCAGCUGCUGCGGCUGCAUAAUCCUCCGGAACAAUUCAGCUAAGGCCGAACAGACGACCACAACACGUUUCGAAGCGCGCGCGAGCUUCCAAUUCCUAUUACUUCCAACAAACUUCACGAAAUACAAUUGUCUUCGAAACUAUAACAUCUUCCAAAACCAAUCUCAUCAACAGUCAAAUCAAAAUGUGUUUCGGCGCCUUCACCGAAGAGGCUGAACUCAACCCCAACCGACGUCCUCUCUACUUUGGCGAUCCACAUCUCGAAUACGUCAAAAAACGCAGUUCCACGACCACGACAUCUGACGGUCGUCCGAGGAGGUCUUCUUCUGUUUAUGUCGCUUCUUCGCGACCGAGGACUGCUUCGUCGCGAUCGCACAAAUCUAAGUCCAAUUCGUAUUCUUCGACGAGAUCGAGUCGGACGCCUUCGAGUCCGGUUUCGCCUAGGCCGCCGAGUGGGUGGAAGAAGAAGUAUUGAGGAUGUGGAUUUUGGGUGAUGGGGGUUUGGGUUGAGGUGUUUUGGAGUGUUGUGAGGUUUUGGAGUGUUGUGGUGUUUGCCACUGAAUGUGAGGAUAUCGGGCCGAUUGGAGUUGGAUGUGGUGUUGAACGGGCAUGUUCGGUUUUGGGC
This is a messenger RNA of Cercospora beticola, 2899 nucleotides long. RefSeq lists its product as uncharacterized. The record is from RefSeq and is a predicted model, not a curated record. Lineage: Eukaryota; Fungi; Ascomycota; Dothideomycetes; Mycosphaerellales; Mycosphaerellaceae. Gene Ontology annotation, biological process: carbohydrate metabolic process.